AUGUUCCCCUACCUGCACUUCGCUCAGUUCCAGUCAACCGACCAUCACCAGCGGCAACGGGAAAUGGAUGACGUCGUCAAGGAAUGUCGCGUCUUCCCGGGGAGCCUUUUUGGUUCUUACGAGGAGGUGUAUUCGAUCCAGAAGACGACCACAUCUAAUGAUACAAGGCUUCCAUCAAACAGACAUGCUGGAUACAUCGUUAUUGGCUUCAAGCUCCUCGACGAUUCCUCCAAGAUACAACGUAAAGGAGCCCAAAAAAGGCAUGCGACUGAUCUUGAGCUGUCACCCACUCCUGCAUUUGACCUCGUAAUCACAUGGCUGGUUGAUGGAGAACGAAUCUUCGCCUUCUCAUCUCAGGAUGAUGCUUAG
Messenger RNA from Ostertagia ostertagi, 369 nucleotides. Lineage: Eukaryota; Metazoa; Nematoda; Chromadorea; Rhabditida; Trichostrongylidae. The record is from the annotation of a GenBank genome assembly.